Molecule: messenger RNA, 560 nt
Organism: Ceutorhynchus assimilis (cabbage seed weevil)
Lineage: Eukaryota; Metazoa; Arthropoda; Insecta; Coleoptera; Curculionidae
Source: the annotation of a GenBank genome assembly
CUACUUACUUAUGCAUGCCAGUAUAAAACUGUUAUUCAAAUCCUAAACAAGGAAAAUGAUUAAUCUAAGAACUAUUAUGAUUCUAAUUGCUUGUGGAUUGAUUUUACAAAAUGUCAUUCCGGUUAAAGGGCAAGGGCUUUUGGACAUACUACUUAUCCCGGUUGAACUUGUGUUAGAUGUGCCCAAGGUUAUUUUAGAAUUAUCAGGUCCUUUAACAGGUCCAGCUGUAAAAGCUCUUAAAGAAAUUCUUGGGACAGCUAGUAAAGGUUUGCCCUUGAAUCAAGAUCAAGUGCAGAACCUUUUGAAAAUUUUGGACGUGGAUAGUAUUUUGGAUUUAGGUGACAGUGGAUUGGACAAACUUUCAUCGGUUCUUGAUGUAGACCAAAUUUUGGACGUUGAAGGAUUACUUGAUGGCGAUUCUUAACACCUUGUAAUGACUACAUCAUUAUUUUAUUGAUUGGUUUUAUCAUUUAUUUGAAAUUAAAAUACUUGGAAUACGUCAAAGCUUUAUUAUUUGGAAAUUUCUAAUUUUGCAAAGGCGAAUUUACAACAUUGCUGAA